Arachis ipaensis is the source of this 1552-nucleotide messenger RNA. The record is from RefSeq and is a predicted model, not a curated record. Lineage: Eukaryota; Viridiplantae; Streptophyta; Magnoliopsida; Fabales; Fabaceae.
AAUCAUAAGGAAGGGCAAAAGUGUAGAAUAGUUUGUUUUCCACCCUAUAUACAACAAUAAUAAUAAGACUUGGCCCACGAGGUAGAGUUAGUUACAUGGAUCAGACAACGAAAUUGCACCUUGUCAUAAAUCAUGUCUGAACUUUGCCCAUUUAUGCUUAUAUCUCUUUGAUCAACUCAUUCAAGGUCUUCUUAGGCCUCCCUUUGGCCUUAAUCAUCGGGCUAUUUCCCAUCUGAUCUUCUCUCCUAACCAGAUGUUCUUUUGGUCUUCUCUCAAUAGCUAACAUGACCUGGCCUAAUAAUAAUAAUUGUUAAUUUCUUAAAGUAUAUAAUAGAGUAAGUUCAUUGUAAGGAUCUACAGAAGCAUAAGUUGCAAGUACCUAAUGCAUAUUUUGUUGGAAUCUUAUGUGUAUGUUUAAUCUUUGGCAAUGCAUGAUAUUUAUGUUGCCUAUGGUGUAAAGCACUUUGACUUAUGAGAAUCAAUCUCAUGGGCUAUAAAUUAAUCUAACAGAUCAAAUCCUUAUUCUUCUUUUAUUUUGUCCAAUGCAUUAUGCCUACUUUUCUUCAGUCAAGUGUCUCAACUUUUAACAUGCUAAUACACAAGAAACACGACGUGGAUUUUGAAGGAGUUGAGUAUAUGCCAACGUUUAAUAACAAAGUUAAGUCAUGCAGGUAUUCAAGUUUCAAAUUUGGUUAUGAUUGAGUAGAAAACUUUGAAUCACAAAUGGCAAGUCUUUCUGUGUUACCAGUGAACUACUCAGGUUUCUUUCAUCAAAUUAGAGAAACUCGUUAUCUUAGAUCAAAGUUUUUGGGGAGAGUUGAUUAUGGCAGAGAUGUUUCUCUUCCACCAGCAAAUAUUUGUAAUUUGAAGAUUAAACCAAGAUAUGCAGACCCCAUUCAUACCAAAUUUGUGAUGUAUGCGGCGAGUAACGGUCAUCAUCUACGUUCUGAUGAUGGUUUGGCUCAGGAACCCUUUCUGCUAACAUUGAUCAAGGAAACCUUAUGGGGGCUAAAAUCUUUGUUUGUAUUUUUGGUUGAGCAACCUAGCCAACUAAAGUACAUAGAGUGGCCAAGCUUUAGUUCUACGCUGAAGACUGCAACUCUGACGCUUGUUCUUGUUGCGCUACUUAUUGUCGCCUUAUCAACCGUUGAUUCGGCUCUCUGCUAUGUUUUGGCUUUGUUUCUCCGUAAAGCCCCAUAACUAUACUUACAUUACAUGUACCAUAUAAGCAUAUACUAUAAUAUUGUAACACUAUCGUUGAUGCAUCUAGAACCGACUCAAGCAACUUAGCAUUUUCUUCCUUUUCUCUUUAGCAGACUAAUAAUUUAUGAAAGAUUAACAUAUUGAUAACUUAUGCUAAGUGCUUGGAAAAAUAGGCCUUAGUGGAAAUUUAAAUUAGAUUGCUUCACAGUUUUCAAGGUACCUUUAGGAUUUUAGUAUUUUUCGGACAACCAUAUCUAUCUCAGUAUUGUAUUACCGGAUGUUUAACCCAAUUAAAUGGUUUAUUGUUACAAAUUUAACUAUAGAGAAAAUCAAUUCCAGACUUUAAAGA